AUGGCGGCAGGGGCGACAGCCUCUUAUACAUACAUAGCACGCAUGCCUGCCAUCAACCAAGAUGGCAGCAGGGGCAGCAGCUUCUUACGGAAGACCACACUGCCAUCUGAAUUUAUGGCAGGCAUGUGCACAUGGCAUUCUCAGAAACGGGAGAGAAUGCCUUUAAUAGUCUAUCUGGGCAAUACUCUAGCCGAGGCACCACAGAAGACUCAUAAAGGAUCCCUGGUGAUAAGAUGGCUGUCCCUCAUUUCUUGCUUCCAAUUAUGGGCAUUUUUGCUGGCUAUUCUAGGCUUCAUUAUGUGUUUUACUUCAACAGUAAGUGUCCAGUGGAGAGUGUGGCAUAUACAAAAUGGCACAGGCUUCAGCUCUGCCAUUGUGUGGAUUGGAAUCUGGAGGGUCUGCACUAUACAACUUGCUACUGCUGCUGAAAAGAGCUCAUUGAGCUGUCUGGAAUUCAAUGAAUUAUACAGUUCCCUCUCCAAGGAAAUUUUAAUUGCCCGAGACCUAAUGGCAUUAGCUUCCAUUGUGAACGCAUUGGCUAUAAGUUCUAUGUCCUUUGCCCUAUAUAAUGUUUUCAAGCCCAUAAGUCAAAAAACAUUUAUAGUCACUUUUUUUUAUAUUGGAGCUGGUCUGGACUUGACCUCUGGAAUAUUUGUGUUAAUUUCCGUUUCUUGGAAUAUGCAUUGUGUGUUGCUGGAGGAAGGAAUUCAAUUCCCUGGUUUUUUCAGAUUGCCUCCCAUUCCAAAGCGCCAGUAUGUUGGUGCUGCGAUUUAUGUGGGGUUUGUGGCUGCCGCCUUUCAGUUGUUGAGUGGAUCACUAGUUCUCAUCGAGACAUGUUUACUGAAAUUCAGCAAAUCACACCUGUCAAAAACUGUAGUCAUACAUGAAUCAGCAAUUGCAAGAAAGAGCGAGAGUCAAACUACUUGUCCAAAAUGCGGUUCUGUUUCUACCAUGGAUCUUGCCAUCCAAAAUCAAUCCAGCCCAUAUAGGAGUUUUGCAGAUCAUAUGAAUGUAUCCAAAACCUCAGCUGAAUCUGCUCAAACCACACUUGGACCUAUUCCAACGCGUCCUGUUAUCUUUGUGACUCCAUGCAGUAGCAAAAAAAUAAUUGGCUUCUAA
Rhineura floridana is the source of this 1119-nucleotide messenger RNA. Its product is annotated as claudin-34-like. The record is from RefSeq and is a predicted model, not a curated record. The coding region runs from base 1 to 1119 and encodes 372 amino acids. Gene Ontology annotation, molecular function: structural molecule activity. The transcript has 2 exons. Gene Ontology annotation, biological process: bicellular tight junction assembly; cell adhesion. NCBI's taxonomy places the organism in Eukaryota, Metazoa, Chordata, Lepidosauria, Squamata, Rhineuridae. Gene Ontology annotation, cellular component: bicellular tight junction; plasma membrane.